Messenger RNA from Liolophura sinensis, 4278 nucleotides. RefSeq names its product fasciclin-1-like. Bases 56 to 2320 code for a protein of 754 amino acids. The record is from RefSeq and is a predicted model, not a curated record. Lineage: Eukaryota; Metazoa; Mollusca; Polyplacophora; Chitonida; Chitonidae. The transcript has 13 exons.
CGGCGUACCUUGUACGGGUACGGAACAGGAGGCCUGAGAGAGAGAAGUAUUCAAAAUGACGCCGAAAUGUUUGGUUUUAGCGGCAAUCGUCGUGGCCAGUAUACCUCAGAUGGUGUUUGGACAGGUUUCCGGUCUAUCUUUGUUCCAGGAGAUCGCCAAACGACCAGAGCUUUCACAGUACAGAUCAUGGCUGACACGUGCCCAGCUGGAGCCUAACUUCCAGGGUAACAAUCGUUACACUGUUUUUGCACCAAACAACACAGCGUUCCAGCAGAUGAGCGCCGAGAAACGAUUGCGAUUUGAACGUAUGCUCCGAACAGAAAUUGCCAACUACGUGUGGUCUCUAGCAAUUUUUGGCACAACGCUCCAGACAAACAGCAUGCAGGAUGACUCUGUACAGAGAAGCCAUGGUGGCAACCAGGAGAAGCUGUUCAUAGCUGUCAAGCCAUCUGUAGGGGGCCAGGCUGGAGUAUAUCAGUAUUAUGUUAACGGGGCCCGAAUUGUUAAUGGUGAUAUUCACUGCUCCAACGGGAUCUUGCAUAUAAUCAAUUACAUUCCGGAACCAGUCAGCAACAAGUUCAUGUACAGUUAUCUUCAAAACCCUGAUCUGCCCUCACUCAGAAUCACGCGGUUUUUCAAUGACCUGUUGUUUUACCUCCCCGAAACCGACUACGACACCAUUCCAGUUUUCAAGACCGCUGAGAAAAUGACGCUCUUUGUUCCAUCGGACGAAGCCAUGGCAAAAGUUCCAGCGAGUAAACUUUCAGAACUGAGGGCAGAUGCUGUGAAAUUAAAUCAGGUCAUCAAGCGUCACUACAUCCUCAAACAGGCGAUUCACACAUCCUGGGUGGUGCACAGACAAGAGUUCCAGACUGAGCUGCCUAACGAGAAAAUUACCUUCAGGAAAAUUAAGACAGAUAACUUCCCAGAAAGAGUCUAUGUGAUGUCAGAGGGUGUGAAUGCAGAGAUCACGUUUGGGAACAUCACAGUGGCCAAUGGGGUUCUGCAUGUUGUGGACAGCAUCCUGGGGUACAGGUACAACUCGGCCCUACAGCAGGUGGAAUCAGACAGUACUGUGAGUUCCUUUGCCGCCGUACUUCGUCAAGCCUCUGCAGAGAUUCAGAACACCCUUAGGGACCAGAUGGGCAGUCAGCAGGUCACCCUCUUUGUACCCACCAACGAAGCCAUGGCCAAUAUAAACAGUCUCCCUGGGGUCGACUUUGUGGGCAACAGGACUCUCACAGACAUGGUUAUCCGUUACCACAUUCUAGAGGUCGGGAACGCCCUGGUUGUGAUGGAUGUGAACAAGCAGUACGAGGGACGCGAGACGAGAAGGACCAUGUAUCAGGGACAGAGUGUGUCUAUCUAUCAGAGAUUUAAUGACACUUACGUGGAGGCAGGGUACGUGCGAGCCAGAGUUGUACGCCCAGAUGUUGGAGUAACCAAUGGUUAUGUACAGUACAUCGAUCGUGUGUUUGGCAUUCCUCCCAAGGACAUUCCAACAACAAUCUGUGAAGACGCCUGGCUGUAUAAAACUUACCUGGUGAUGAAUGGACUGACUUUAGGAGAGUAUCUUAGAGAUCGUGGACUGACACAAGGUUCACCUGGACGUACCUGUGUUGUGCCAAGUAGUUACUACAAUAACCGAUACAACCAGAACAACUACAACCAGAACAACUACAACCAAAACAACUACAGGACCUCAACCAGCCGCUACAACCAAAACACCUACAACCAAAACCAAAACAACUACAACCAAAACCAGAACAAUUACAACCAAAACCAGAACAAUUACAACCAAAACCAGAACAACAACAAUCAAAACCAGAACAACUACGGUCAAAACAACCGCUAUGGGAACUCAUACGUGGACUAUCAGGAUGUCCCUCAGGAGUUCACUGUGUUUGUUGUCAAUGGAAGUGCAAUGGAGUACUUUGAGGAGACCAACCUUGGCCGGACGAUCAUGCAGGAUCCAAUUAGAUACAGAUGGAUCAUGCGGCGUCAUGUCAUACCUUACCGCACAAUCCACAUGGACAAACUUCCUGAAGGUAACCACAUAUUUAGAACAGAUAACGGCGAGGAAAUUGUCCUGAAGAAGAAUGGAUACGGUAUCCGUGCAUAUGUGGAGAUUGUAUUUGGUAGAAAGCGCACACAAGUCAUUCACAUGGAUUUGGGAGCGACCAAUGGCGUAGUCCACAUCGUCCGUGAUAUCCUAGCAGUGGAGGAAGACAGGACAAGGGCGGUGUCUUACGGUAGCAGACCUAGUGCAGUUUCUGUAGUUGUUCUCUUCCUAGUAACAGCUGUUGUCAAACUCUUAUGAUCUCUCCAUUGAUACAGAUUGCUGCUUUUUUCAUUGGGACUUUAUCUAGAGAGUGAACUCUGAGCGAUGAAAUGGUGUAAAUAUCUCCUUUGUAUUUUUAUUUUUGAUACAUCUUGGUAACUAUCUUAAAUUUUAUCCAAUUUUAAAUCAGUUUUGUAGAUUACUUUGAUUCAUAUUAAUCAAGAAUUGUUGUUCUGUGAACAUAAUUUCGUCAUCUCUGCUCUUCAGUUUUUAACUCUUACUGCUCUAUUCAUGAUAUGCUAGGGAGAAAUGUUCUUCCCAUUUUUCAUGAUAGCCCCAUUAAAGACUUUAUUACAUGUAAACAUCACUGUAUGCAUUAACAUACAUAGAACGUGCCUCUACAGCCGUAUGUGCGAAGGUCGCCAUCAGUGUGCAAAUGGUCAUGCGUUUCCUGUGAGCUCUGCACAGUGAAAUGUUCUUGAGUACGGCAUAGAACAUCAGUUGAGUAAAAAUAAAUAAAUAUGUCGUCGUACAUGAAGUUUAUAGUUCACCUACCUUUCACCAAUAUGGUAUUCAGUUAAAAUCCAUUUAAAACGUGGUAAAACUCGGUCAUACUUUGGGGAAUUUGACAUUCCCUGUACGCGACUCAACCUUGUAUAUGUAUACAUAUCACAAAUACACAUAUAAGUGCUAUUACAUGCAGUAAAUAUUUUUAUUGAUUUGUGCAUAUCAAGUUUGAUUUUUUCUCUCCACAAAUACAUUUUUGGUGAAUUUUUUUUAAACAUGCUGAAUUGUAGUUGAUUCCCAACAUAUUCAGAAUCAUGCAUAGCGUUGAUCAGUUCCUGAUGUACUUAGGCACGGUAUGUAUUCAUCCCUGAUGUACUGAAAGAAGUAGGGCGUGAUCCCGGGCAUAGUUUGAAAUGCCUACUUUAGUGUAGAUAGCUAUGGCGGUAAAGGUGUGUGGGUUCAAACCCAGCCAAGGAGAGGGACUUUGCGGUUUCCGCCACUCUGAACGUUUGUAAGACCUUGGUGAGAAAGAGUUGGCUACGCUUGUGUCGCCAUUGUGUGUCUAACGUUUGCUUAAAGCAUCAUGUCGUCCAUAACAAGGCGAACAAAUGUGUACGGCACAAGUGGGGAAGCGCAUCAGUAACCUACCGAAUGUCAGUGGAUUUCCCUGUUCGCUCUGUUUUCAUCCACCCAUAAAAUUCGUAGCCAUUAUUUAAGUGAAAAGUUUUAAAGUAUGGCUUCAAACAACAAUCAAGGGAUCACUCAAUCAUUAUAAACAAGCCACCUUAGCCCUGAAAAACUCCUUUUCAUAACUCAGGUCAACAGAAUUAAGAUUUGGAUGUAAAAGUUUGAUUUUAUAGGAUAUAACCUGCUUUUAAAAGUCAUUUGACAACUUGUUAUGAAUUUUAUAUUCUACAUUAUUGUAUGUUAAUAGGCAAACUACCUUUAUUAUUUAUUUAAGGUACCGUUAGUAAAACUAUGUUAUAUACUUAAGCUAAUAUUAUACGCGUGUAUCUCGAAUUUAGCUUAGCAUUGAUCUGUACAAUACUGUUCAUACGUACAUUUUGUGUGUAUUUUACCAUUGCACUUGUACGCUUUUAAAUCGCUUCAGCUGACGUUACAUAGCUUUUAUUCCAGUUCAGAUGCAACUGAAAUAGUGGUACACACAUAAUUAUAUAUGCACCAUUGAACAUUGUAUAUUUCGUUUGCAUCUUUAUAAACAUUAUACGCACGUGUCAGCUGAAUAAAUAUUAGUGUAGAUCUUUAUGUCUUGUACCAUUGUGUCAAAGAUCAGCUCAUAUUGGCUGCUCGGAGUUUUGAAAAUUGAUAUUUCAUUAUUGGAUGGAAAUUGUCCUAUGGUGGGUUUACUCUUAUUGGUGCAGACUUGUUUUUGUGAACAGAAGCAGUUGGAAUUUAACAGUCGUUUUCAUCAUUCGCUGUUUAAAUUCCCUCUUUGUUUGUGAAAUGCAUGUGGAUUUAUAGUCUUAAAA